Xenopus laevis (African clawed frog) is the source of this 4186-nucleotide messenger RNA. RefSeq names its product tau tubulin kinase 2 S homeolog (gene ttbk2.S). Bases 566 to 4183 code for a protein of 1205 amino acids. Gene Ontology annotation, cellular component: cytoplasm; microtubule cytoskeleton. NCBI's taxonomy places the organism in Eukaryota, Metazoa, Chordata, Amphibia, Anura, Pipidae. The record is from RefSeq and is a predicted model, not a curated record. The transcript is spliced from 15 exons. Gene Ontology annotation, molecular function: protein serine/threonine kinase activity; carbohydrate binding; nucleotide binding.
UUGACAAGGAUUGGUGGGCCGUAUUUAGGUACCGCCCACUGAAUCUUGAUUGACGUUUCAUCCCACAGUAGUUGCCCUGAAUGCCGUGCCAUUGACCAAUCACAGGUUGGGAACCAGUAAGUGGGAGGGGAUUGCCCAGACUGAGAGGUUUGGUCAAUAGCAAGCUAGGUUGCCGGUUGUGUUGAGAAGGUAUCCGUGUGACGUAUAUGCUGCUGCUGCUGCUGCUGCAGUGAUAGUGAUGGGGAGAGGGGAGCGAGGCCAGUGACCGGGCUACAGCGGGGGAGGAGGAGGCGAGUGAUAACGUUGGACGGGCGUUUAUAUGGGUGUAGCCUGCGCCCGAAUGGCCGUGCAUUUUGCCGGGAUUGGGGGUUCAUAGAGGUGACCCGACCUUCCCGUUUCAUGAAGAGAAGAAUCUCCUCCCUGUUAAUGAGCCGGGAAUCUGUCAUGUGACUUUCUCCUGCCGCUGUCCGGGAGCUUCAGCCUCUGGGUAAAUGGAAGUCUCCUCUGGGAGCCGGAUGAUAUCAAGUAACGGAAGAUUUGCUUAGCAGCUCCAACAGCAACUGCAAUGAGCGGAGGAGGAGAGCAGCCGGAUAUACUUACUGUAGGAAUCCUAGUCAAGGAAAGAUGGAAAGUGCUACGCAAAAUUGGUGGUGGUGGCUUUGGAGAGAUAUACGAUGCCGUGGAUUUGCUUACAAGAGAGAACGUAGCCUUAAAAGUGGAGUCGGCCCAGCAACCAAAGCAGGUUCUGAAAAUGGAGGUUGCGGUCUUGAAGAAACUCCAAGGGAAAGACCAUGUAUGUCGAUUUGUUGGAUGUGGGAGAAACGACCGAUUUAACUAUGUAGUCAUGCAGCUGCAGGGUCGCAAUCUGGCAGAUCUACGCCGCAGCCAAUCCCGAGGUACUUUCUCUAUUAGCACUAUGCUUCGCCUUGGCCGUCAGAUCUUGGAAUCCAUAGAGAGCAUCCAUUCUGUUGGCUUCUUACACCGUGAUAUAAAACCGUCCAACUUUGCCAUGGGACGUUUUCCAAGCACCUGCAGAAAGUGUUACAUGCUGGACUUUGGCCUUGCGCGGCAAUUCACCAACUCCUGUGGGGAGGUCCGUCCGCCACGAGCUGUUGCUGGAUUUCGUGGGACAGUUAGAUACGCCUCAGUAAAUGCACACAGGAACCGGGAGAUGGGUCGACAUGAUGAUCUGUGGUCUCUUUUUUAUAUGCUGGUAGAGUUUGUUGUAGGCCAGCUUCCCUGGAGGAAAAUAAAGGACAAGGAACAAGUUGGUUCGAUCAAGGAACGGUAUGAGCAUCGCCUAAUGCUGAAACAUCUUCCUCCAGAGUUUUCAGUCUUUCUUGAACAUAUCAUCGGGUUAGACUAUGUUACCAAACCAGAUUAUCAGCUACUUGUAUCUGUUUUCGACAAUAGCAUGAAGACGUUUGGGGUACUGGAAAGCGAUCCAUUUGACUGGGAAAAGAGUGGCUCGGAUGGCUCUCUAAUUACCACAACAACAUCAACUACGCCUCAGCUUCACACGCGUCUGACCCCUGCUGCUAUUGGAAUUGCAAAUGCUACCCCUAUUCCUGGAGAUUUGUUGCGUGAAAACACAGACGAGGUCUUUCCUGAUGAGCAGUUUAGUGAUGGAGAAAAUGGAAUUCCAGUUUCCCCAGAGAAAUUACCUGGAUCUCCAAAUCAUCAGCGUCUGCAGGAAAAAGAUGUCUGGGAAGAAAUGGAUGCCAAUAGAAACAGAAUAAAAAUGGGUAUUUGCAAGGCAGCUACAGAGGAAGAAAACAGUAAUGGUCAAGGACAUGGUCAUGCCCCAAGCCUUGGUUCUCCCAUCCGCGUCCGAUCAGAGACAGCACAAGACAGAGACGUUCCGCUUUUGCGCAAAUUGCGCACCAUUCAUAACUAUGAGUUGGAGCGGCGAAUGACUCUCGAGUCCAAGCCAGAUGCUGACAAAUUUGUGGACAACUGUGUGGAAAAAACACAGAAAGACGCGAACACAGGAGGAGCGUAUGCUGAAGGAAGCUGUACUUCACUGCGGCAGCCUAAGAAGACAGUUGUUCCCUCAACAGCUGAUCAUGCCUGGCAUUAUGAUGAUGAAUAUUUGCCUGGGGGCUCAAAACCAGGGUCUGCCAGUUCCCGGGAGCAUCUUGAUGGUGCAGGUAGUAAUGGAUUUAUAGCAGUUAAUCUUAGUUCCUGCCGGCAGGAGAUUGAUUCUAAAGAGUGGGUUAUAGUGGACAAAGACCGUGAUUUGAAAGAUUUUGGAACAAAUCCAGGUCAGAAGCUAACAGGAAGUCCAUCUGAAGAGGAACCAGAGGUUCUUCAGGUGCUGGAUGACUCUCCUCAAGAAUAUCAUUCCAAACUGAGCCCGUGGACAAAUAAUAAUACCCAUAAUAAACUAGAUCCAGCUGUAAGACUUGAAGUGGUGGCUUCUGCAGGGCCUUUUACAGAUAAGUUGGAACCCAUGUCAGCUGCUGUCGGACAGUUGUUUGCUGCUACUCCAACAAGUCCAAUGGAAGCUCAAGCUGAAGGUGCUCUGACUCCAAUGACAAUGCCCCGACCUUCAGCAACAUCUACACAGUCUGCUUCAGAAAGCUUUCCGUAUGGCCCAAAUUUGGAAAAGCGAGAUCGGGACUCGCACCUUCAAGAAAUGCUCUCUCCACAGGAAAACGUAACAUUGUACAGACCAUUAGACGACGGGGUAGCCUGUCCAAACUUGGCUUUGCAUUUGGAUAAGACUAGCCAAGAGAAGACAUGUGUCAAGAAUCAAGUUAUAGGCCAAACAAACGUGCGUGACAAUUUGUUGGAAGGUAAACAUUGUGUUGAUGAAACUCCUGUGAUAUCUGAUUCUGGUCCUCUACUUGGUCACCUGUAUGCCAACAAAGAACAGAGUGAUAAAGUAGCAGACCAACAGAGUUGUGCAUCUCUAGAGCAGAGCAGGCCUCAAGGGGCUAUUUGCCCAGCUAUUGUAGCAACACGGACUUUAGGUGCUGUGCCAAAUAAAGCCUUACAUGUUGAUGUACAGAAGCCAGAAGCAAUUCAGACUGUUACAAUUUCAUCGAAACAAGCUGAUGAUUAUAUGGAAUUGUGUAUUGUGAGUCCACUAAGAGACAUUCAACAAAAUGGUUAUCAUAAUGUGAAGGACAUCGUUGUAACUAAUGGCUUCCUUGAUCACAACAUGUUCAAUGAACAAGGUAAUGAAGAGCAAAAAAGUGGGGAGCAGAUGCAUGCAAAUGAUCAUUCUCAGCAGUUCAAGAAGUCUAGACACAGCAGAAUUCCAGUUUUAGCUCAGGAGAUUGAUACGGCGUCUGAAUCCUCUUCUGCAAUCUCUGCCAAGGAGAAGCUUUUACUGAAAAAGGCACACCAGACCGAUCUUGCAAGGCUGCUAAUGGAGAAGAGGCAGAUAAAAUCAUUUUUUGGUGACCUCUCAAGUGCCUCGGACAAGUCUCUGGAGGAAAAAUCAUCACCAGCAGCGGUACAGUUAUCGGAUGAUGAUAAUUUUUCUUAUCCUAAAGUGAUCACAGAUUCUAAUGUGGUCAAGUUUUCUGAGGAUGGAACUAUAACAUCACAGAGCCCUCCAUCAAGAAAGAGCAAAAUUCCACGUCCAGUAUCUUGGACUAGUAAUGACCAAAUUACUAGUUCUCAUACAACUCAGUUCAUUCCCAGGCCACCACCUGGAAAACCACCUACCCGCCCUGGGGUGGAAGGCAGGAUACGACGGUACAAAGUUUUGGGGAGCGGAAACUCUGACUCAGACCUGUUCUCCCGCCUUGCUCAGAUUCUUCGAAAUGGUACCCGUUCCCAAAAAUCCCGCAGCUCUUCCCAGUGUAAGAGUCCUGGAUCACCCCACAGUCCUAAAACACCUCCAAAAAGCCCUGUAAUUCCCAGACGUAGCCCAAGCGCCUCCCCUAGGAGCUCCUCUUUGCCCAGAACCAGCAGCUCAUCAUCAUCAAGAGCUGGACGAACACAUCAUGAUCCCAGGAGUUCUUCCCCACAUGUGGGCCGAAGCAAGUCUCCACCUAGUCUUUCCGGUUCGUCUUCUUCGAGGAGGUCCUGUCAGGACCAUUGCUGCAAUAAACAGAGUAAAAACAUUUCCAAAGGUCCAGGAAGUGGACAUCAUCCCACCAGCAGCAAAGCCAGUCGAGCAAAGUCCUCCUCUCGAGAAAGCAAAGUGUCAAAUAAACUCAGCAGAUAGUAA